GAGGUCGCGUCCCUGCGUUUUGUACGUGCCCAUACGUCAAUUCCAGUUCCGAGAGUGUUCGGUACCAUCCACUUCUGGGGGAAGAGUUACGCGUUCAUGCAGAGGCUUCCUGGCCAGGACAUUCUUCAGGCGCGCUGGAAUCGAUUCACCGAUACAGAAAAGCAUAAUAUACAUACCCAACUCCGUGGCUUUGUGGAAGAACUCAGAGCCAUUCCUUCCCCCCGAAGCCCUGCUAUAUGCUCUGUUCUCGGGGGACCCGUCAUGGACUACAGGAUCUGCACAGAUGGGCCUUAUGGUCCCUAUGCAGACGAGGCAGUAAUGAACUUGCAGCUCCGUCUCGGCAUCCCGUUCGGCGAUGUUCGACGUGUCUUUCAUAGCGAACCACAACGCGCCGAGGAGAUCAUCGAAUCGCAUUCCCGCAGACAUCCGCUCGUUUUCACGCACAGUGAUCUAGCCCAGCACAAUAUCAUGGUCGACAACGGCAAAGUGACCGGUAUCGUGGACUGGGAGUGCUCAGGGUGGUAUCCCGCCCAUUGGGAAUAC
Molecule: messenger RNA, 543 nt
Organism: Guyanagaster necrorhizus
Lineage: Eukaryota; Fungi; Basidiomycota; Agaricomycetes; Agaricales; Physalacriaceae
Exons: 1
Source: RefSeq, a predicted model, not a curated record